Anopheles marshallii is the source of this 4283-nucleotide messenger RNA. Its product is annotated as diacylglycerol kinase theta. Bases 1 to 4215 code for a protein of 1404 amino acids. The record is from RefSeq and is a predicted model, not a curated record. Gene Ontology annotation, molecular function: ATP-dependent diacylglycerol kinase activity. Gene Ontology annotation, biological process: intracellular signal transduction; diacylglycerol metabolic process; lipid phosphorylation. NCBI's taxonomy places the organism in Eukaryota, Metazoa, Arthropoda, Insecta, Diptera, Culicidae. The transcript has 16 exons.
AUGGCGGGUGGUGAGCAUACAUUCGGUAGGAAGACAUUUCACAAGCCAACCUAUUGCCAUCACUGUUCGGAUCUGCUGUGGGGGCUCAUCGGACAAGGAUACAUCUGUGAAGUGUGCAACUUUAUAGUACACGAAAAGUGCGUUACCAAUAUCGUGACACCGUGCACGGGCAUCGCACCGUACCUUAUCCGGAACCCGGUCGCACACUGUUGGUCCGAACCGUCGCACCACAAGCGCAAGUUUUGUUCGGUUUGUCGUAAGCGAUUAGAUGAAACUCCCGCCGUUCAUUGCUUGAUAUGUGAGUACUUUGCACAUGUCGAGUGCCAGGAUUUUGCCAUCCCCGACUGUAAGGAGAAUGCAACCUACGUCCCGGGUAAGGAAUUGGGCCACGUCAAACAUCAGCAUCACUGGCGUGAAGGCAACCUGCCACAAUCGUCCAAGUGUGCGUACUGCAAGAAGACAUGCUGGUCUUACGAAUGCCUUACAGGUUAUCGUUGCGAAUGGUGUGGCACCACCACCCAUGGCGGAUGCAGAAACAACAUCCCGGCCGAAUGUACGUUCGGCACGCUGCAACCGAUCUACCUGCCACCGCACGCCGUCUCCAUACCCCGGACGGAGGUGCCGAUGGAGGCGAUCAUCGGUGUGCAGAACCGCAACAAAGGAACACCGGGAAUACAGCGCGACUAUUCCUGUCCGGAACUGUGGACAAUCGGGCUGUAUCAGGACGAUGAGCAGCAGCAUCAGCAGCACCAACAGGAGCAAAACUAUUGUAGCGAAAGCACGGAACUACUGCUGCGCAGUGUGCAGCAGGAAGAGCAAAAGUGUCGAGCGGUGCCACUGUCACCGGUCAGCUUCACCUUCUACGAUGACGAUGACAGCGCUUCCAGCACGGUUGGAUCGAUGGCGGUGGAUAGGGGUGACCAGCAGCAGCGGAAACCCGACGAGCCGCAGCCACAACAGUACCACAGCGAUAACAGUUUGCUGCUGCGAACGGAAGACGACUGGCCAAUGCGGCCGACCCGGAGCCGCAAUCUCAUCCAUCCCGCGCUCAGGCGCUCGAAAGCCACCAAUGCUGGCCCGCCGACCGAUACGCUGGUGACGCGCAGCCGCUCCUUUCAGGAUCAAACCAACAGCAUUCCAAAACGCUUUGUCAAAUCGGCCGCAUACUACAGUCCGCGGUUUUUGACACGAUUUCGCAAGAAGCACCAGGCGCCUCCAUCGAUAAUGCGACGAUCGCCAUCGCCGCUGGAGGCACGGCAGGAGGGGCCACUGAACGGCAGUGAACUUUCCAAGCUGCUGCUUGCCCGUGGUGCGCUAGAGCCGACCACAAUCGCUCCGAUGCGUGCCGCACUCGCCUCGGUGCUUGUACAUGCACCGUCCGGCUCACUGACGUCAUCGUCCGUGUGCGCUUCGGCACCGUUUCGGGUGGCCGUUUGUGGGCUAAAUGGGACCGAUGCCGUGUACGGAAUGGGCACACCGGUGGAACGUUCUUCCUCGUUCGACUGCACGACGGCACCAGCCGCGGCAGCAGCCGUGGGUAAUUUCGGUCACCAUCUGACGGUGGCGUCAGCGAACGAACUGCUUACCUGCGUUGAACCGAGGCGGGUUGUGUCGUACGAUGACGUCAGUGGGUUCAGCUUCAUCGACGACGAUGAUGGUGCCGAACCGAACGGUACCGCUGGCGUCAGUGCAUUCGCGAGGGUGGCCCCCGGUAGUGAAACUACCAACGUGACACCGACCGGAAGAAGCGAUAUCGAUACGGAACGCUUUCGGAGCGUAUUGGAGGCUGGUGCGGUGCCAGACCACGGUACCGUUUCUCACCCACCGACGCAACAUCUUCUCGGCCGCAUUUAUCGCCAGAUGCGCAAGUGUUCGAUGGGUUGGAGCAAAACUGGAUGUCGUGUACGCAGAGCUCGCAGCAUCUCCGAGGAGAUAACGGCGGAGAACCGCUAUCGCGACGAUGAGUACGUACCAAGAGGCGAGAGUAGCGGCUCCGGUACUCACUCGAAGCCAGAUUCUGCGCAUAAGCCCGAUAAAGAUAAGGAUAAGAAAGAUAAGGACAAGGAGGAGCGCGAUGAAGAAACAAUCAAGGUAUUCGACGGAAACUGUUCAUAUCGAAGAAGAAUUUUCAGAGCCAUUAAUGUACCUAGAACAUGCUCGUUGGAACAACUGUUGACCACCGCCUUGAGGGCCUUCCACAUAGCCAGGGAUCCAAAUCUAUUUUUUCUCACUGAUGUCUAUGGCGACGAGGUCAGAUUGCAGGAUCCGAAUCCAGUACCAGGCCUACACCGUGUAGAGGGCAAAAGACCAGCUAUAUACUUAAGAUUUCGUGAUAAGGAGAAUGAUCACGGCUUUGUGCGCGUCUAUCCGGGUAAGCUGCAAGUGGAGAACGCUUACGUUAUCAUACCGGUGGACAACGAUACCACCGUCAAGGAUCUGAUUUGCGAAUCACUCAAAAAGUUCGGCCUCCAGAGCCACCAGAUCGAGGACUACCGCUGUUCGGAGAUACUGCUCGAUCGGGGCGUAACCGAGCGAGUACUGUCGUGGAACGAGCGACCGUGGGAGAUCAUGAAGCAGCUCGGGAAGGAUUCGAUCCGGCAGAUGGAGCUGAUGCGGUUCUAUCUGCAGCUCAAGCAGGACCCGCACGGUCCGAACCUGGCACUGUUCGUUGGCAACCUGCCGCCCGGGCUGUCCCAGCGCAACUACGAGCACAUACUGACGGAGUUUCUGGGCUUCGAGAACAAGUUCAGCAGCAUUGGUCCGAUCUACUACGAGUACGGUUCGCUAGUGAUAACCUACGAAAAUGCAUCCAAAGCUGUACGUGCAUUCCAGGCGCUACGGGAGUCCAAGUAUGAGGAGAAACAUUUGCUCGUGCUGCUGUUGCCCAACAUCGAACCGAGCAUGGUACCGGCCGGUGUCCAACCGUUGCUGGUGUUUGUCAAUGUCAAGUCCGGAGGAUGCCAGGGUCUAGAGCUUAUUAGUAGUUUUCGUAAAUUAUUAAAUCCAUAUCAAGUGUUUGAUUUGGAUAACGGUGGACCACUGCCUGGGCUAUACGUUUUCCGACACAUUCAGGAUUAUAAAAUUCUGGUGUGCGGUGGCGAUGGUACGAUCGGAUGGGUGUUGCAGUGCCUGGACAACGUUGGUCAAGAUUCGGAAUGCUCUAGCCCACCGUGUGCCAUCGUCCCCUUAGGCACCGGUAAUGAUUUGGCACGCGUGCUACGUUGGGGUGCCGGUUACACCGGUGGCGAAGACCCGCUAAAUCUGCUGCGUGACGUAAUAGAUGCGGAAGAAAUACGGCUAGACCGCUGGACGGUAGUCUUCCAUCCGGAGGACAAACCGGAAGAUGCCACACCGAAGGCGCAACCCAACUCAACCGGUAAGAAGAAGAAAAUUCAACAGCAACAGCAACAGCAACAACAACAACAGCAACAGCAACAGCAACAACAGCAACAUCAGCAGAACCAACAACACCAUCACCCAUCGGUGGCAAUCGUGGCCAACCCGGCGCAAGUUGUUGGAGGCGCCCAAAGUGAGGAUAACUCGCAGAUAUUCGUAAUGAACAACUACUUCGGUAUCGGCAUCGAUGCCGACCUGUGCUUGGACUUCCAUAAUGCUCGCGAGGAAAAUCCGAACAAGUUCAACUCGCGGCUACACAACAAGGGCGUGUACGUGAAGAUGGGCCUGCGGAAGAUGGUCGGACGAAAGAUGGUAAAGGAGCUGCAUAAGGAGCUGCGGCUUGAGGUGGACGGGAAGGUUGUGGAGCUACCGCCAGUUGAGGGUAUUAUCAUACUGAAUAUCUUAAGCUGGGGUUCCGGAGCAAAUCCAUGGGGACCGGAAAAGGAGGAUCAGUUCAGCAAACCGAACCACUGGGACGGUAUGCUGGAAGUUGUCGGCGUUACCGGUGUAGUGCAUUUGGGACAGAUCCAGUCCGGGCUGCGCUCGGCCAUGCGAAUAGCCCAGGGUGGUCACAUAAAAAUUCAUCUUCAUUCCGACAUACCGGUGCAGGUCGAUGGAGAACCGUGGGUACAGAGCCCCGGUGAUGUGGUCGUACUAAAAUCGGCAUUAAAGGCAACAAUGUUGAAAAAAAUGAAAGGAAAAAUGAAACGACGCAACACCGAGCCGACGAUGCAGGUGAUGGGUCCGUCGGGGAUCCAGAUGACGCUGGCCGCACCCCAGGAACCCGACGAGGUCGACUCCAAUAAUACAGAUUUUUGAAUAUGGUAUAACGAGCGAUUAAUUUAACGUGCUUCGUCGUUUGCGGGUGUUUCGUGGGGGAAGGAGAA